Messenger RNA from Punctularia strigosozonata HHB-11173 SS5, 2822 nucleotides. Its product is annotated as arginyl-tRNA synthetase. The coding region runs from base 74 to 1852 and encodes 592 amino acids. Gene Ontology annotation, biological process: arginyl-tRNA aminoacylation; mitochondrial translation. The record is from RefSeq and is a predicted model, not a curated record. Gene Ontology annotation, cellular component: mitochondrion; cytoplasm. Gene Ontology annotation, molecular function: arginine-tRNA ligase activity; ATP binding. The transcript has 7 exons. Lineage: Eukaryota; Fungi; Basidiomycota; Agaricomycetes; Corticiales; Punctulariaceae.
ACUCCUCCUAAGAUUUACGCGUCGAUACCCUUCCAUACAUCUAGUCUCAGAUAACUCGUUCUGGUAUCGCGCGAUGUCUACCUCAACAUUACCUCACGUUCCGGGCACAGACCCAUCCCGAUGCAUACUCGAUUCCUUCCGGAUCUCCAUCGCCAAGCGAUUAUCUGAAGCUUUGCCGCCGCUCACGAUUGAGCAGGCAUACACUGGCGUCGACUACGGCAAGAAGGGCGAAGACUUCACGGUCGCCAUUCCCCGAUUCCGAUUGCCGGGAAAAGUGGACGAACUCGCGGGGAAGGUCAUCGGUCAGUUCCAAGAAGACGAAUGGAUACAGUCCGUCAAGCAUGACAAGGCCUUCCUGCACUUCCAAUGCAAGACCACCACGCUCACGCGCCGAAUCCUUGACCAAGUCCACGGCCUGACAUAUGCGACGCCAUCCGGCAAGCCCGAAUACGGCACAAACACCACCGGCGCGGGCAAAAAAGUCAUCAUCGAAUACUCUUCUCCGAACAUCGCAAAAUCCUUCCAUGUUGGCCAUCUCCGAUCCACCAUCAUCGGUGCCUUCUUGUCGAAUCUCUACAAAGCGUGUGGAUGGGACGUCAUCUCCAUGAACUACCUUGGAGAUUGGGGAACUCAGUUUGGUAUGAUCGCUGUCGGUUUCCAGAAAUAUGGUUCCCAGGAGGAACUCGAAAAGGAUGCGAUUAAGCAUCUCUACGAUGUUUAUGUAAAAAUCACGAAGGACUCCGAGGCCGAUCCCGAAGUCAAGGUCGAGGCGGCCAAGUGGUUCAAGCGUAUGGAGGACGGCGAUGAGGAGGCUCUGAAGAACUGGCGGGUUUGGCGAGCGAUGUCAAUCAAGAAGUACGCCGAGGAGUAUGACCGGCUUAACGUCGCCUUCGACGUUUAUACCGGAGAGAGUGAAGUGAGCAAAGGAUCGCAGGACAAGGCUCUUGCUCGCUUGGAGGAGAUGGGCCUUAUCAGCGACGUGGACGGCGCGAAGCUGAUCGACCUCGAGAAGUGGAAGCUCGCAAAAGCUGUUGUUCGUAAGAAGGACGGCACAUCCAUUUACCUUACCCGAGAUAUCGGAGGCGCUAUCGAGCGCUACGAAAAGUACCAGUUCGACAAAAUGAUCUACGUCAUCUCGGCGCAACAAGAUCUUCAUGUAGCUCAGUUUUUCAAGGUGCUGAAGCUGAUGGACUACCCUUGGGCUGACCGCCUUGAGCACGUCAACUACGGUCUAGUUCUGGGCAUGAGCACUCGGAAGGGCACGGCAGUGUUCCUCGACCAGAUCAUCAAGGAGGCUGCCAACGUCAUGCAUGAGCACAUGCAGAAGAAUGCGGAGAAGUACGCAAACAUCGAAGAUCCCGAGACCGUCGCUCGAGAAGUCGGCAUUUCCGGCAUCAAGAUCCAGGACAUGGCCGCAAAACGCAUCAACAACUACUCGUUCAACUGGGACCGAAUGCUCUCCUUCGAGGGCGACACCGGCCCAUACCUCCAGUAUGCGCAUGUCCGCCUUGCGUCGAUGGAGCGCAAGAAUCCGCAGCUCCUCCCUCUGCCCGAGACCACGUCCAUCGACACCUCUGUCCUCACCGAAUCCCACGCCCGCGAGAUCAUCUUCCUCCUCGGUACCUACCCCGACGUGGUCAAGACCGCGAUGAAGACGCAGGAGCCGAGCGGGGUCGUCACAUUCGCCUUCCGCCUCUCGCAUGCCAUCGCCAGUGCCUGGGAGACAGUCGCAGUCAAGAGUGAGCAAGACACGGCGAAAGCGCAGGCACGGCUCUGGAUGUACCUCUGUGCACGGGACGUGCUGGCCGCGGCUAUGCGACUUCUCAGUUUACGACCUCUGGAGCGGAUGUAGGAUGGGUCAUCGUAGGAUAUAAUGCACAAUUCGUUAGGCUACGCUAUGGUAUAACCAAAUAAUAGGCAAUGAGCAUCUGUCGGGUGAAGGACGCGAACUAGGUGACCGUUACAAUACAUGGCGCAAGACAACGAGAAGCCUUUCUGGAUCUUCCCAAUGGACAAAGUGAUUUGCACCGUCCAGUGCGACGAUUUCGAGAUCCCUCACUUCAUGACAAGCAGCCCGGUGUUCGGCGAUCAACCUCUCAGUCUCAACCCUCGUCCACACUGUGAACCACAACGCGUUCGAACAGCUAAUCAUCGCAAGUUUCACCUUCGGGAACACGGUCUUCGUCAGGUGCCCGUCGAAGAGCGCGCGGUCUGUCUGCCGGCGCAGUUCGGGCUGCAGCACCGUCAUCAUCUUGAAGUCCACGCGAGCCAUCGCCGCUGCGUCGAAUCCUGCGUCAAGUUCCUCCUUGGUCAUUUUGUCCAGCGUCGACCACUUGGGCACGGGAUUAUAUUGGAGGCCUUUGCCCAGCACCGUCUCCAGGCCUGGAUGCUCGAAAUAUCCGCAGGCGUACUGCUGGAACGCUCGCACAGGGUCAACUCCUGGUUGAUGGAGCGACUGAGGGUCAUAGUCGGAAGGCGGCACGUAACCGUGCGCCAGCAUCGCAGGAUCGUACAAAAUGGACGUCCUCAAAUAAUUCUCUAACCGUUGGCAGUCGCUUUGAGGUAUCGCAUGAGACUGACCAAACAACGAUAGAAUCAUGAUCGCCCCUUGGGACCAUCCCGCUAGCGCGACACCCCCCGCAGUUCCAUCGGGGCUGAUAGGCGGGAUGUUCUUCUGCUCUGAAAAUUCGAGUAAAAACGUUGCGACCUCCCGGGCGGUCCGUUCCAGAUGAGCCCGACUGCCGCUAGCCAGUUCCUCCAAUUCGCUGUCCUCAUACUUCGAGCUUGGGUUGUAAUCUCUUCUGUUAACUACCACGACGCGG